Camellia sinensis is the source of this 870-nucleotide messenger RNA. Lineage: Eukaryota; Viridiplantae; Streptophyta; Magnoliopsida; Ericales; Theaceae. The record is from RefSeq and is a predicted model, not a curated record.
AUGGCUCAUGGGACCCUAGCCAAUCAUCACUAUAAAAGAAGUAGAACCCCAACUAAAAUUAGUACUUUUCAUCUCACAUGGAACCGAAGGCUCAACAUUUGCAUCGGUGCGGCACGAAGGUUAGACUACCUUCAUAUUGGUACCGAUCAAAGUUUUAUACACCGAGAUUUCAAGACCAUAAACAUUCUAUUGGAGGAGAAUUUGGUAGCCAAGAUUUUAGAUUUUAGGCUGUCCGAAGGCACUACAAGCAAUUCAACAACCCACGUUAGUACGAGAGUCAAAGCUGAUAUUCGAGCAGCCACAAAUGAUUUCAGUGACGAUCGUUUAAUUGGAGAAGGCCAGCUUUGCAAGGUGUACAAUGGGUUUUCGGAUGGGGAAACUGAUAUUGUUGCAAUCAAAAGGUUCAAGAAGUUGAAAUCAUUGCAACACUGGAAAGAAGCUAGGGUUGAGAUUGAGGAGACUUGGGAGACUCGUAUUGAGGUUGGUGUUGAGUUACCUAUGACCGAACCUAGUUCUUACAAUGUCUUCUCUAUUGAUGGACUGAGCCAUCUUCCUUUGGAUAUUGAUGAUGUUCUAACUUUAAAUUCUGAUGUAAUAUGGAGAGGAUCAAUUGAUGCAAUUGUACAAUGCAAUGGAUCGAUAGCAGUAUGUAAUUUCGACUUGGAGAUGGUGAUGGAGUCAGCGGUAAGCCGAAGGUUUAUGGAGACGAAGAAGUACACAUCACCAGGAGCUUUAAAGAGAGAUCAAUCAGUGUGCAAUGGUGGUGGAAGUGGUGAAGCUUACAGUAAGACUAGAGGUUGUCUUCCACCACAAUCUAACCCUUAUGAUAGAGGUUGCUCCCGAUAUUAUCGUUGUAGGGGUGAUUCAUAA